AUCUUAAGCCAAUCUCUUCUUUUCACUCAGAACACAAACUCUGUAAUAUCAGUUGAUUUUAUAGAGAAAUUCUUGGUCGUAAUCACUGGAGAAAUAUCAGUUGAUUCAGAGGUAAUUGUCUAGCUAUGGUUGGAUCAUCAAUUGCAGCAACAGCUUCUCAUCAGCUUCUAUUCUCUAGCACUACUACCUCUGCUCAUCAUCCCUACCGUUCCUCAUCGUCAUAUGCAUCAUCCUCUGCGCGAGUACUCUUUGACGUCUCUAAGCAGUCGACAAUCCCAAUCAGCAGGAAAUCACUUAGUAAUGACUCUGUCUUAGUUAAUGGAGUCAGGUGUGCCGCAGUUGGAACAUCUGAGAACGCAACGGCAACCCCCAAAAGGAGCAAGUAUGACAUAGUGACUUUAACAAGUUGGUUAUUGGACCAAGAGAAAUCUGGGAACAUCGAUGCGGAACUUACCGUUGUGCUGUCUAGUAUUUCCAUGGCUUGCAAACAGAUUGCUUCUUUGGUACAGAGAGCCAGCAUUUCUAACCUCACUGGAGGUCAAGGUGCCGUUAACAUUCAAGGCGAAGACCAGAAGAAGCUCGAUGUUAUCUCCAAUGAGGUGUUCUCAAGCUGUUUGAGAUCAAGUGGAAGAACAGGGAUUAUAGCUUCAGAGGAAGAGGAUGUACCUGUUGCAGUGGAAGAGAGUUACUCAGGGAACUACAUUGUUGUAUUUGAUCCCCUUGACGGCUCAUCCAAUAUCGACGCUGCUGUAUCAACUGGAUCCAUCUUUGGGAUAUACCAUCCCAACGACGAAUGUCUUGCUGAUUUUGGGGAUGAUGUAUCCGCUCUGGACCAAGAGAAACAGAAGUGCAUAGUGAGCGUAUGCCAACCAGGGACCAACCUGUUGGCCGCAGGAUACUGCAUGUACUCGAGCUCUGUGAUUUUUGUGUUGUCCGUCGGGAAAGGUGUCUACUCCUUCACGUUGGAUCCCAUGUACGGUGAGUUUGUGCUGACUCAAGAGAAAGUGCAGAUCCCCAAAUCCAGGAAAAUCUACUCUUUCAACGAAGGCAACUACCAAAUGUGGGACGACAAGCUAAAGAAGUACAUUGAUGACCUCAAAAUCCCAGAUCCAAAGCCGUAUUCAGCUCGUUACAUUGGUAGUCUUGUAGGUGAUUUCCAUAGGACAUUGCUUUAUGGAGGGAUAUACGGUUACCCAAGAGACAGUAUGAGCAAGAAUGGGAAGCUCAGGCUCUUGUACGAGUGUGCACCUAUGAGCUACUUGGCUGAACAAGCUGGUGGUAAAGGUUCUGACGGGCACCAGAGAGUUCUGGAUAUCCAACCAACAGAGAUUCAUCAGCGUGUUCCAUUGUACAUUGGAAGCGUGGACGAGGUGGAUAAAUUGGAGAAGUACUUGGCUGCUGAAUGAUCAUCAUAGACAUGAUCUUACCAUCGCCAACGACAUGAUAAAUUCUCAAGUUAAUCAGUUUUAGUGAUGAAUUCAAGGAAAUGAUAUGUCUAAUAACUGGCCUUCAUUUCUGAAAAUUUAUUUUUUCCUUCUCCAGAGAUAUUUUGUUUUGUAAUUGGUAUCACAAUUAAUAAUAUACUAAGAUCCAGAGAUAUUCUCCAUAUAAUAAA
Molecule: messenger RNA, 1615 nt
Organism: Papaver somniferum (opium poppy)
Lineage: Eukaryota; Viridiplantae; Streptophyta; Magnoliopsida; Ranunculales; Papaveraceae
Product: fructose-1,6-bisphosphatase, chloroplastic-like
Exons: 4
Coding region: 126-1406 (426 amino acids)
Biological process (GO): sucrose biosynthetic process; fructose metabolic process; fructose 1,6-bisphosphate metabolic process
Cellular component (GO): cytosol; cytoplasm
Molecular function (GO): fructose 1,6-bisphosphate 1-phosphatase activity
Source: RefSeq, a predicted model, not a curated record